This is a messenger RNA of Trypanosoma theileri, 1761 nucleotides long. Its product is annotated as putative LMBR1-like membrane protein. The record is from RefSeq and is a predicted model, not a curated record. NCBI's taxonomy places the organism in Eukaryota, Euglenozoa, Kinetoplastea, Trypanosomatida, Trypanosomatidae. The transcript has a single exon. Gene Ontology annotation, cellular component: membrane. The coding region runs from base 1 to 1761 and encodes 586 amino acids.
AUGCCAGCAGCUAACAUCGUCUCUACGAUUAUUUUCUUUUGCCUCACGGUUCUGGCGACACUGCUCAUCUUCCGACACUAUACACGGGUAUCUGCCAAGAGCAUGCCUUUAUUUUGCCGUGUAUUUAUAAUCAUUGCAUUUUGUUCUUUUAUUUUACCAUUUCCAUUACUUGUUGUGGAUAUCAAUGCUGCUCUUUACGCAAAGGCGAAUCCUUCUACACCACAAGACACAUGGCUUAUUGGUGUUUGGUAUGCUAUCGUAGGUGCAACAUAUAUAAUGGGAUGGGGUGUAUUACCAAUCUCACAAUCAUACACAGAGGUGGGAAAUUUUACGCCUAAGCGUAAAAUAAUUAGUAUAGUUAAAAGUAAUCUUAAAAUGUAUGCUAUUUCAAUUAUUCUACUUGUAGUAUUUUUCGCAUACAUUGCCUUUUUAAAAGGUGCUUAUGAUUCUUUUACCAAUAUUUGGAAACUUGCAAUUUCUUUGGCAAAUGCUUGGGGUCUAAUGCUGCUGGUAUUAUUUAUGUCAGCCGGUUUAGUGGGAGUACCAAUGAUGUUGUGGAGAAAUUCCGAUGCUGUUCGAAUGCUUAGACGUCAGUAUUUUAGUAUUGUAGAUAUUCAGGAAGAUUUGGAUAUUGCUGCUAUGGAUCUUGCAGAUGUAAAGGCAGAACUGAUGAUGAUUCACCCACUCGUAGCGGAGGAGCACAAAAUAUAUUGGUCAGAGAUGAUAGAGGCAAUUGCCACAGCUGAUCGUGAAAUACCUCAAUACCAUUCUGCAAGUGCACGAUUAAAACCUACAUCACAAACGAAUCAUACAGAUGUUUCUCUUCCACAUUUGGAAGAACUUAAUGCACGUGUGAAAUAUUCAAUAAAGAUUGCACAACGAAUGAAUUAUCUAUGGGAAUCUACAAUUCGAAAAUGUCAAUCAUAUGAUGAAUUAAUACAUGGUUCAUCUUCUACAAAUAAUCAAAUAAAAAAAAUCUGGUUUUCCAUACGUAGUGUAGUUUUUAAAGGAUUUGCAGUAUGUACAAGUAUCCUUACAAUUCUCGUUCUAUGGAGUGAACUCGUACUUCCUUUUCAACCAUUAACAUCUAAACGUUUAUCUGUAAUAGCUUUAGUGGUGGAGAGUAAUUUUGAAUUGUCUGGUUCAAUGAUCUUUAUGUUCUAUAUGGCUUAUUGUUCAUACUGGGCUAUUUUGCAAUUUAAAGUUUUUGACAUGUAUGUUAUACUUCCUGGUAUUUCUGAUAAUGCAUCUCUCUGCUUUAGUGCCACUUUCUUGUCGCGUCUCAUAAUGCCCUUAUGUUUUAAUUAUUUAUUAAUUGCCGGUCUCGCGACGGAGGAUAUUGAUGUGAUGUAUGGUCAUGUUUAUCGUCGCAAUAUGGAUGUAAGUUUGGUGUUGGGUUCAUGGCUUAAUCAGUUUAUCCCCAUGUUUAUUCCAUUUGUGUCUGUGUUAGUCCUGUCGAGAGUCGUGGACCGUCUCUUCUUCCUCAUUGGGGUGGAAGUGCACAACCCGGACGAUGCCAUGAACGAGGCGGUGCGGCAACGCAUUGAGGAUGGAUACCGCAUCGUCACCCACGCCCUGGGCCACCCACUCACAGCAUUAGAAACUGACGGCAUUGGGUUUGCCGCCGGAGAUGCGGCCGCGGCGGCGGGUGGGAGGGGGAAUGCCGCACAGAACCAGGCAAGACAACAACAAGAACGAGGAGAGCGAUAUAAAGAGUAUUUGGCGAAAAGAAAAGCUGCAGGUGAAAAGGAGCCAGUGUGA